AUGUCUUCAGAACUUGAACCGCAUAUAUUGAAACGUUAUGAAAUAGAGAAGAGAAUAGGAAAGGGUGCAUAUGGAAUCGUAUGGAAAGCGAUCAAUCGAAAGACAAAAGAAGUUGUCGCCCUGAAAAAAAAUUUCGAUGCAUUUCGUAAUCAAACAGAUGCUCAAAGAACAUUUCGUGAAAUUGCAUUUUUACAAGCGUUUGGUAAUCAUCCAAAUAUUAUCGGUUUAUACAAUGUAAUACGAGCUGAAUGUGACAAGGAUAUCUACUUAGUAUUUGAAUACAUGGAGACAGAUUUACAUAAUGUAAUUCGUAAAGGAAACAUUUUGAAAGAUAUACAUAAACAGUAUAUUAUGUAUCAGUUAUUCAAAGCAACUGCAUAUUUACAUUCUGGUGAAGUGAUUCAUCGAGAUUUAAAGCCAUCAAAUGUUCUAUUAGAUUCUGAUUGUUCAGUAAAAUUAUGUGAUUUUGGUUUAGCACGUUCAUUAAAAGGUCGUAAUAAAUAUGAUAAUAAUAAUAAUGGUAAAAUCAAUUGUAAAACAUUAUUACCUGCAUUAACUGAAUAUGUAGCAACACGUUGGUAUCGUGCACCAGAAAUUUUAUUAGCAUGUCAUGAUUAUACAAAAGGUGUUGAUAUAUGGAGUUUAGGUUGUAUAUUAGGUGAAAUGUUAAUUGGUACACCAUUAUUUCCUGGUACAUCAACAUUAGAUCAAAUUGGACGUAUUCUAGCUGGAUUACCAAAAUUAAGUAGAGAAGACAUGGAAAGUAUUAGAAGUCCAUAUAGUAUUUCAAUAUUAGAAAAAACCCAUAUUAAACGUCGUCCAUUAGAUCAAAUAUUAAAAAAUGCUAAUAAAACUGUAAUGGAUUUACUUAAUCAAAUGAUUAAUUUUAAUCCACAUAAACGGAUUGAUGCUUUAACUGCUCUUAGACAUCCAUAUGUUCGAAAUGAACAAUAUUAUAAUGAUUCCUCAUGUGAACAUGAAAAUGUCAACAGUACACAUUCAGUAACAGUAAAACCAUCCAACAUGACAAAGCCGUCAUUCGAUCAAAAAUCUUCUAGUAACCAUCUCAACACUUCAAUUCUUAAUAAAGAAUCAAGAAUAUGUAUUUCUACAACCGAUUAUUAUCAUGUCAAUGGAGCUGAUAAUAAAACAUUCACUCAUAGUAAUGGAAAUAUAUACGAAAGAUGUAAUACACCAAGUAAUUUGCGCAGUAAACAAAAACUAAAUGGAUCCAUUCAUAAUAGUUUUACAUCUGGAACUAAUACAUCAUUUAAUGAUCAAUUGGAUGCACAGACAAUGAAUAAUGAUACGAAUAGUACUAAUUGUACAAAUGACACAUGGAAGUUGAAUGGAUCCAGUUCAAUUGGUAAAAUUAAUAACAACAAUUCAUUUAGAAAAUCAUUUUCUUCUUUUAAUUUACCAUCAUCCUCAUCAUCAUCCUCAUUAUUGUCAACAUCCAUAAUUAAAAAUAAAUUCGAUCAGUUGAAUACUAAUCUGAUACAACCUAAUGAAUCAUUAAAUCAAUCCUAUGACAGUUAUCAAUAUCAACAACAGUCAGUAAGCAAUUCAACACUGAACUGUAAUUCAAAUGAACAAUGUAAUUUAACGUGUUCUCUUUUAUGUUCAUAG
This is a messenger RNA of Schistosoma spindalis, 1629 nucleotides long. NCBI's taxonomy places the organism in Eukaryota, Metazoa, Platyhelminthes, Trematoda, Strigeidida, Schistosomatidae. The record is from the annotation of a GenBank genome assembly.